UACUAUAAAAGGCGGCGGCGGGCGGCGGCGGCGGCAGCGGCGGCGGCAGCGGCGGCGGCGGGAGAUGGCCGGCCCGCAACAGGCCCCGCACCUCCACCUGGCCGAGCUCACCGCCUCCCAGUUCCUCGACGUCUGGCGACAUUUCGACGCGGACGGAAAUGGCUACAUCGAAGGCAAAGAGCUGGAAAACUUCUUCCAGGAGCUGGAAAGCGCGAGGAAGGGAGCGGGUGUGGACUCCAAGAAUGACAAUUUGGGUGACAAGAUGAAGGAGUUCAUGCACAAGUAUGACAAAAAUGCAGAUGGCAAAAUUGAGAUGGCGGAGCUAGCCCAGAUCCUGCCCACGGAGGAGAAUUUCCUGCUGUGUUUCCGCCAACACGUGCGCUCCAGCUCGGAGUUCAUGGAGGCUUGGCGGAGGUACGACACGGACCGCAGCGGCUACAUCGAAGCCAACGAGCUCAAGGGCUUCUUGUCCGACCUGCUGAAGAAGGCGAACCGGCCCUAUGAUGAGCCCAAGCUGCAGGAGUACACGCAGACCAUUCUGCGGAUGUUUGACAUGAACGGCGAUGGGAAGCUGGGCCUCUCGGAGAUGUCCCGACUUUUGCCUGUGCAAGAAAACUUCCUUCUGAAGUUUCAGGGGAUGAAGCUGUCCUCGGAGGAGUUCAAUGCCAUCUUCACCUUUUAUGACAAGGAUGGGAGUGGCUUCAUUGAUGAGAACGAGCUGGACGCGCUUUUGAAAGACCUGUACGAGAAGAAUAAGAAAGAGAUGAACAUCCAGCAGCUCACCAACUACAGGAAGAGCAUCAUGAACCUCUCUGAUGGGGGCAAACUCUACCGCAAGGAACUGGAGAUAGUGCUUUGCAACGAGCCCCCCAUGUAGGACCCCCCCGAACCCCGUGCUCCUCCUCCUCCCACCCAAAAAUGAGCACAAGGGGGGAGCACCAACCACACUGGUGAGGAGGUGGUGGGCACAGAGCCUCCAGCUCCCUGCCCACCCCCCACCUUGCUCCCCAUCAGCUCUUGGGUUUUCUGUAGGUUGUUAAAAUCCCACGUUGCGGGGGGGGGAACUCUUUUUUUUUUAAAAAACCCUAUUUGUCUGGUUAGUUUAUUUUUUUUGGCGGGGGGGGAUGUGUGUGUCAUUUUUGUUCCUUUUUAUCAUUUACCAAAGAACAGUUUACAAAUAAAUUCAAGUACUGCUA
Molecule: messenger RNA, 1196 nt
Organism: Phalacrocorax carbo (great cormorant)
Lineage: Eukaryota; Metazoa; Chordata; Aves; Suliformes; Phalacrocoracidae
Source: RefSeq, a predicted model, not a curated record